This is a messenger RNA of Polychytrium aggregatum, 960 nucleotides long. RefSeq lists its product as uncharacterized. Lineage: Eukaryota; Fungi; Chytridiomycota; Chytridiomycetes; Polychytriales. The coding region runs from base 1 to 960 and encodes 319 amino acids. The record is from RefSeq and is a predicted model, not a curated record. The transcript has 9 exons.
AUGGGGUCCAGCCUACUCCGUCGCUAUCUGGCUACGUGUGCGGCCUUGUGGAUGCUCCAUGGGAUAUCGGAGCAUUCCCGCUGCUCGGCCCAAAGCUUCAGCGCUCUUUAUGAGUCCGACUGGACCAACCUCAACGCGUCGUAUGCUUCGUUCUGCAACAUGAGCCUUAACAACUCCUUUGGAUGGGAUGGGGUCGCGCCCAGACUCCAAGAGCCCCAGCGGACAAUCAUUCUCGAGAGCGGUGCAUGGGACAGCGCGCGACUGUCGACCCAUAUCGUCGAGAUCCUCAUCAGAGAAGUACUGGGGUACAAAGUUAUGGUCAAGGAGUAUGUUGGCGGAGUUACCACCGGCAAUCGCGUCAAGUAUCAGAUCGUGGACGCCGCUGUCGAACUGUGGACCUCCGACGCGAGCUACUACAACCAAAUGGUGUUGUACGAGCACUCGAUUCUCGAUGCCGGCAAGAGUGGAUAUACGGGUCAGAUCGGAUGUAUCAGCCCUUCGAUAUCCAAGAUGCAAGCCGACAUGGGAGAAGGGGCCGGCGUUCCGAGUGUGCCAAAGAUCGAUACGGGUCUAACGACCGCGAUUGUGCAUCUUCUCCUGGCGGCGAUCCUCAGGGUUGUUCAGGCGUAUUCAAACUAUUACAUGGACUUUUGGAGGUCGCUGCGGAUCCCGGCGGCGCUGUCGAUCUAUCCGCGCUCGGGAAUGGGGGUGCACAUGACGAUCAACAAUCCGCCCCAGCCGACCUGCACUGGCAUCACGGGUGGCUGUCAAAACGGAACUUAUGUUCCUUCCCAGUGCAUCAACAACACCCACUGUGUCGAGUUUCUGUCCUAUGGAUACACGCCCUUUUACAGCGAGCGCCUCAUUGACGGACUGAAACUGAACAUCACGGUCAACUACAUGGUUCGUGACAAUUCAAGCCUGGAAUCCCUGGCUAUUGGCUGCAUGUGUUCGGGAUGA